CUACGAUGAGAUUUUUUUCAAACUUUUUUUUAUCUCUUAAUUUUUUUUUAAUUUUAAGAAAAUAAAGUUUAACUAUGGAUUAUGGCAAGAAUCUAUUUCGAAAAAUGCAAUAUGAGGCGGUGUCUGGCAACUUUGUAGAAAAUUUAAACUCCAAUGUGAAUAUGCUUAAUAACAACAAAACGGGGCUAUGUGAUAAUGAAAUCGUCGACAUAGAUGAACAAAAUGAAAUUGAAAAUAAUCAGUUAGAGAAUGAGCUUAGACGAGGUAGCUCCUCGAACAUGCUUGUAUCGCAAAGCUUUUAUACACAAGAACGAUUCAAAGUUUUACUCGCAUUCAUCAUUCUGGUGUUCAGCUUUUUUAUCUCGACGAUAUCAUUAAUAUUCACACAUGACAGAUUACCAGCAGAGAAAGAACCACUUCCUGACAUCUUCCUUGAUAACGUUAAGUCUGUUGAUUAUUUGCUUUAUGUAACAGAAAUUCAAAUUAUCAUCGUAGUAAAUUUGUGCAUUAUAAUAAUUUUCUUUCAUAAAAAGCGAAUGAUUGUUGCCAAAAGAUGUUUCCUUCUACUAUCGUUAUUAUACAUUUAUAGAGCAAUCACUAUGUCGAUAACAGUUUUGCCAAUAUCCUCAUCCACUUAUUACUGCUCGCCUAAGAAAUCAUCCUCGUUUUUAGAAGUAUUACAACGAUCAUUUUGGGUAUUCACGGGAAUGGGAUUAACAAUUAAUGGACAACAGCAAUAUUGCGGCGAUUCAAUAUUCAGCGGACAUAGUACAAUUUUAAUGUUUGCAUAUCUUGUGUUAGACGAAUAUUUACCGAAGAAAUUCAGGUGGCUUAAGAGGCUUUCAUUGUUAAAUGCUAUAUUGGGCAUGCUUUUCCUACUCAUUUCUCAUUCACAUUAUACAAUCGACGUUGUUUUAGCAUAUUACAUUACGACACGUCUCUUUUGGACUUAUCAUCAGAAUCUAAAUUUAUUAUAUAAUAACAAUCUUAACUCAAGUAAAGAAUGGUGGAUUGGACUUUUCAAAUAUUUUGAAAGAAAUUCAGCGCGAAGCUUUCCAAAUGAAUUUGAAAUUCCCUGGCAACAUCACCAUCAAGAAUCUCAGAUAUAAAAGCAAUGAUCUGACAUUAACAAAGAUAUUUAGUGUUCAAUUUUUAUAAACUUUAUAACAAUAUUAUUUACAAAGUUUAUAUAUAUAUUUAUUAUAUUUCAAUGAUGUUAGAGUUUUCUAGGCUUUUUUUCUUAAUUAAUUAAUCUUUUUCAUAUUUCAUCAAAUUGAAAUUCAUUCCUUGAUAUUUGAGCUCGUGAUGUAAUAGUGCAUUAGUUAUGUUUUUCGUAGCUUAUAAAAGCUAAUAAAAUUAAUAUUUUAACUACAUUUCAAAGAACAUAUAUUUAUAAAUAAGGCCGAAAAUAUAACAAACAGAAACAACAUAU
Chironomus riparius is the source of this 1432-nucleotide messenger RNA. Lineage: Eukaryota; Metazoa; Arthropoda; Insecta; Diptera; Chironomidae. The record is from the annotation of a GenBank genome assembly.